UUUAGGUAGUAUGAAGGGUUUAGGGAUUAGGGUUUGGUUUAUGUAAGGUUUAGGGUUAGAUAGGAUUAAGGUCUAGGUUUAGGUAGGAUUUAGGGUCAGGUAUGAUUAGGGUUUAGGUAGUAGGAAAGGUUAGCGUUUGGUUUAGGUUGGGUUUAAGGUUUGGUUUAGAAUAAUGCUUAGGAUUAUAGGGUUUAGGGUUUGUUUGUUUUUUUGUUUAUGCAUUUAGUGCUGAGUUUUUCGGAUAAAAUUUUAUAUUAAUAUUAUUGAUUCAUAAGUUUUCUUAAAAUGUUAAAAUUUUUAAAGUGAUUUUUAAUGUUCUUAAAACAAAAUAUGUAUUUUUUUAUUAAGUUUUUUGUGACAAUAAGUUGAAUAUAUUUUAGACCACAAAUCAUAAAUAUUCUCAGUCUUAUACAAUUUGUUCUUUAAGUUAUUCCUCAGUUCUUAACCAAGAAUAAUAAAUAGUAAGAGUUUUUCUCUGACUAUGUUUCUUUAUAUAUUCUAAUAGUCGAGUGGUACGAGCAUGGACGUAAUGGCAGAAUUUGUAAAUAUUUACAAGUACAACUUUUCAUCGUAAGAAUCCCUACUGUACACGUUAAUAGAGACACAUGGUUGUGGUUUUUAUGGAAUAAUUAUGGUUAACGAGCUUAUUCAACAUGUUGUUAGUAAUCUCCUAUAUAUACUCUUCUCUUUCUCUUAAUAAACAGUCCUCCUGCUUAAAUUCUAACGAAAUAAUUUUGCGAUGGUCCCUGCGGAUGCUAACGCAAUGUGAUUUCUGCCCAGUGCUCUGAAUGUCAAAGUGAAGAAAUUCAACCAAGCGCGGGUAAACGGCGGGAGUAACUAUGACUCUCUUAAGGUAGCCAAAUGCCUCGUCAUCUAAUUAGUGACGCGCAUGAAUGGAUUAACGAGAUUCCCAUUGUCCCUGUCUACUAUCCAGCGAAACCACAGCCAAGGGAAGAAGUGGAGGCAAAGCUGAUUUGAAAACGCAUCGUUUUGGAGAGGCGACAGAAAAGGCGAUAGAGGCGAUUAGCGAUUACGAGCAAGAACGGCAUGAGUAUGGCGGAUCCGCCGGGGUUACCUCCAUCUCCGCAGAGUGGGGGUCGAUCUCGGGAGGGUACGCAAGGUUCUGACGAAGUGGCACGACUCAAUCUAACCAUUUUGGAUCCCGAUCAAAUCACUGAUUUGGAUUCACAGAGUAUUACGAUGGAUGGAGCCAAGGUUGCGUCACCAAGGAGGAUAGAUCUGGAAAGGAAGGAUAAGGGAUCGAUUCAAGACACGAUUGCUGGAGGAUCUAAAGGAUCGUGGGUUGGAGCAGUUCAAGGGCAAAAAGUUCUGAAGAAAUAUGAUGUGGAGGUAACAAUGAAGGAUGGAAUUGGUUCGGUAACGGUUCCGGAGGAGAUCACGAAGGAUGCUGCACUACUAUGGGAUGAUUUCCUUAUUGGAAAAUUCCUGGAUAACGCUCCGCACAUUGCUAAGGUUCAUGCGAUAGUCAAUAAGAUCUGGAAUCUUAAUGACAAAACCCAGAGGAUUGAUGUGUAUGAGGUUAAUGAAACAUCGAUGAAGUUCAAGAUUCCAAAUCAAGCUGAUCGGAACAGAAUACUGAGAAGAGGUAUGUGGAACCUAGCUGGGAUUCCUGUGGUUCUGACGAAAUGGUCACCGGUGACGGAGAAGGAGAAGCCUCCAGUGCAGUCGAUUCCGAUGUGGGUACAUAUUAAAAACGUUCCUCUCAACAUGAUUUCGUGGCAAGGGUUGAGUUUUGUGACGAGUCCUAUUGGCAGCCCAGUCAGACUGCACCCAGAGACAGCGCAAUGCUUGAAGCUUGAUGUAGCAAAGAUUUUUGUUAAUGUAGAUCUGACAAAAGAUCUGCCAACAAAGAUGAACUUCAACAUUGAGGGCAAGGAAGUGUUGAUAGAAUACACAUAUCCGAAGCUUCCAACGAAAUGUUCUAUCUGUGAGUCGUGGGGUCACUCAAUAAAAACCUGUAAGAAUGGUAAGACAAUUCAGAUAGAGAAGCAACAAGAUAGUUUGGAGGAAGGGGAAAUAGUGGAUAAGCAGAAGGAGAUAAUAAAUGACAUGGUGCAAGAGUCUUCUUCGGAGGAAGUUACUGGAGGGUUAGAAGGGAAUAAGGAAGUUGGUAACUCAAAGGAAGGAAGUAUAAGUAUGAUAAAGGUGGAUGAUAUGAUAGCUGAGGAAGUGGUGGAGAAAAGAAACGAGUGGUCAGAAGUUACUCCAGGAAAGGCUAGUCGCUCUCCUGGUAGAAGGGAACUGGAGUUUGGGUCGGUAACCUUACUUACCAACUCUAGAUUCUCUGUUCUGAUGCCAGUUGUUGAGCAAGAGGUUGAGGCACUUGAGCAGCAAGAUAUAGAGGUGCAAUCUGAAGAGCAGUCUGAGGAAGAUAUCUUAAAGGAAACUGAUGAAGAGAUUCCUCGUCGAAUAUUGCCUAGAGAAUCAAAACUCAAUCAUCGGUACCUCAAGGUAAAGACAAGUCAGAAAGCUAUGGAAGCAGAUCCAAGCUAUCUGAAUAAGAAGAAGCCCCGACGCCAAUAAUAUGUCUGGUUUUUACUGGAAUAUUAGAGGUUUCAAUCAAUUUUCGAAGCAUAAGGUGGU
Molecule: messenger RNA, 2604 nt
Organism: Brassica rapa (field mustard)
Lineage: Eukaryota; Viridiplantae; Streptophyta; Magnoliopsida; Brassicales; Brassicaceae
Source: RefSeq, a predicted model, not a curated record